Molecule: messenger RNA, 1166 nt
Organism: Cuscuta epithymum
Lineage: Eukaryota; Viridiplantae; Streptophyta; Magnoliopsida; Solanales; Convolvulaceae
Source: the annotation of a GenBank genome assembly
CAGAUUAAACCUUAAUCUCCGUCACGCGCAACGUGGAUGGAUCGAAUGCCGCCCAAAAUAUUUGGUCAUAGCUGAAGAUUAACGGACAGACUAGACGGCUAGUAGAGGAAAAAAUGGAAGGAGGAUGGGAAGACGUAGCUAUGUCGAGCGGGGAAGAGAGAGAGGACGAUGAAGCCGCCGCGGAAGCUAAAGAGCGCCUUUGCCAACAAUUUCGGCUCUGCACCAUCUCCAUUGCCGAAGCCGAAGCGAAGCGAAAUGAUAUGGAAAUUUCUCAACCAAUUGUGGCUUGCAUCGCCGAUUUAGCCUUCAAAUACACCGAACAGUUGGCGAAGGAUCUUGAGUUAUUUGCACAGCAUGCUGGCCGCAAGUCAGUUAAUAUGGAAGAUGUCAUACUUUCAACACAUCGAAACAAGCACCUUGCUGCCACAUUGAGAUCCUUCCGUGAUGAUUUGAAAGCAAAAGAACCCCAAACUGAGAGGAAGAGUAGGAAAAGAACAAAAUAGCUAGACAGGGUUGCUCUAGAUGAGCUAACUCUUUGCUGGAUGGAUAUUGUGUAGCACGUCUGAUCUCUUAGAUUCACAUUCACUGAGUUGUAAUAUUCCCUGAAAGGUAAUUCAAAGAGUGCAAAGUCCAUUGGGACGGAGGUAGUAGAUCAGACGUGAGCCCAAAAGCUACUAGAUCAGACAGUGAUGGAACCAACAAGUUAUUUACAUUGAACAUAGUUCAACAGUAUCGGAUUUUCGGAUAGAUAUAAUGCGCCAAAUUCACCCGUGAUAUACAAAUAACACUCUAAAUCAACAACUUUAGCAAUUUAGAAAUAAUUAUGUGCAAGUAAAUUUGUCAGUAAAUUAUGUACAAAUAAUUAUUUGUCAAGAAAUAAUUAUACAAAAAUACUAAUGGGGUUUAAUUCAUUUUUCAAAGCAUACAAGGCUAAGGCAUAAAUUUAUAUACUAUGAGGGGAUUUGGUGCAUUAAACCUGUGUUGGAAGAUGUUAUGAGAUGUUAUAAGUUUCCGGUAGGACCACUUUUGAUUUGGGCUGCAAAUAGGUGAAUAUUUCUCUAAAUAAGAGAGGUCAUGAUAAGUUUGAUAUUGUACAUUCCAAAACGAAUGAAAGAAUUUCAUGUAGUUAAGAAACAUGAAGGUUGAUAUAUACUUUUCCAUCAAGU